AUGGCCGCCAAGUCGUUCUUCGACCUCGGGAGUAACAACAUGGACGGGCAGCGCGUGCCGAUGGCCACCUUUGGCGGGCGCGUGUGCCUCGUCGUCAACCUUAACUACACUCAACUCGUCCAGCUCGACAACAAGUACCGUGACCGCGGUCUGCAAAUCCUCGCAUACCCGUGCAACCAGUUUGGUGGCCAAGAGCCUGGUACGAACGCCGAAAUCAUGGCCUUCGUCGCCAAGUUUGGCGUGCGCUUCCCGCUCUUUGAAAAGGCGGACGUCAACGGCGAGCACACACAGGAGGUUUACGUCUUCCUGAAGGACCGCCUCCCGGGCGACAUUACGUGGAACUUUGCCAAGUUCCUCGUCGACCGACACGGGCAACCCGUGAAGCGCUACGAGCCCAACGUCGCGCCGUUCGACCUCGAGGCCGACAUUGAGGCCCUCCUGGCCUAA
This is a messenger RNA of Saprolegnia diclina VS20, 447 nucleotides long. RefSeq lists its product as hypothetical. The record is from RefSeq and is a predicted model, not a curated record. The transcript is spliced from 2 exons. Gene Ontology annotation, molecular function: glutathione peroxidase activity. NCBI's taxonomy places the organism in Eukaryota, Oomycota, Saprolegniomycetes, Saprolegniales, Saprolegniaceae. The coding region runs from base 1 to 447 and encodes 148 amino acids. Gene Ontology annotation, biological process: response to oxidative stress.